AUGGAAAAAUCAAAUAGAACAAAUGAUAUUAGGUUAUUUAAAAAACUUUUCCACGAAAAAUUAACAAAAAAUGAGAUGGACGAUGUUUUUUUCUAUUAUAAGCAAGUAAUAGGCUUAAUAGCAGGUAUCAUAUCAGGAAUACUACGUAUCAAGGGAAUUUGGGGAUUUUUAUUUUUUUUUAUUUUACAAUUUCUCACAUCCUUUGCCUUAUACAACAGAAAAAUACAUGAAAAUUAUUUUCUUGAUAACUAUAAUAUUGCAACGAGUAAUGUGUUGAUUGCGCUCUCAGCAUUUCUGAUAUCAUGGGUAACAAUUAAUACACUGUUAAUAUAA
Molecule: messenger RNA, 333 nt
Organism: Plasmodium malariae
Lineage: Eukaryota; Apicomplexa; Aconoidasida; Haemosporida; Plasmodiidae
Product: Rab5-interacting protein, putative
Exons: 4
Coding region: 1-333 (110 amino acids)
Biological process (GO): mitochondrial respirasome assembly
Source: RefSeq, a predicted model, not a curated record